AAGGAGAAGGCGGUGAGGGUAUUUUUGGAAUAAAAUAUCAGAUUUGGGGCUUUGGUAAUAAGGAAGCAAAAUAGAAGAACUUGGAAGGAAAUUUCAAAACGCCAAAAGAGACUUGGGAAUCAAGUAAACGGAAACGACAGCGUAAUGGUUGCUUUGAGUGUGUUUGGACCAAAUUGCCCCUCUUUUUCAAUUGAUGUCUCGUCAACGCCUCAUUGGAGGGGGAUUUCAUCGUGUUGCUGUCUCUUCCGGCCUUCGUCUUCUUCUUCAUCAUCCAUGGAGUUUCCUCCAGAAGGUUACAGAAGAAACGUUGGGAUUUGUCUUUUUAAUCCUUCUGGAAAAAUUUUUGCAGCUUCGAGGCUGAACAGGCCUGAAGUCUGGGAAAUGCCUCAGGGUGGUGUAAAUGAAGGCGAAGAUCUCAAUACGGCAGCCAAGAGAGAACUCACUGAAGAAACUGGAGUAGUUUCUGCAGAAAUUAUUUCAGAGCUACCCUACUGGCUUACUUACGAUUUCUCGCCCGAAACCAGCAUCAAACUCAGCAAACACUGGGGAGUAAGAUACAAAGGCCAAACCCAAAAGUGGUUUCUGAUGAAGUUCACCGGAAAAGAAGAAGAGAUUAAUCUUCUGGGUGAUGGAACUGAAAGGCAAGAGUUUGGGGAGUGGUUAUGGAUGUCAAUUGAACAGAUAAUGAACCAAACUGCCGAUGUCCGGAAGCCUGUUUAUGCACAAGUGAUGAAGGAAUUUGGUAACUUCAUACUCGGAAAUGAGUGUGAUGAUGUUUCUUUCAAGCAGAGUGAAACCCAAUUAGUUAGCUGAAGUGUUCAAAUUCUGCAAUGGGAAGAAGAAAAUUUAUAUUCAUUAUUCAUACCACAAUCAUUAUACGUGUACCGUAUGAAUCACAGGUUCGUAAAAAAUGUUGUAUUCUUGUAUCUAACUCUUGUUGUUCAAAUAAGAACGCCAAAAUUUGAAGGUCUUGAUAACUUUUGAGAUAAGGCAGAAUGUUUGAUCCUUGUGGGAUAGGGACCAUUGGUGGAUUCAUGUUCAUAUUUGAAAUCUGAGGCAAAGAUAUGGGAA
Messenger RNA from Cucurbita maxima (winter squash), 1071 nucleotides. RefSeq names its product nudix hydrolase 26, chloroplastic-like. The coding region runs from base 145 to 813 and encodes 222 amino acids. Gene Ontology annotation, cellular component: chloroplast. Gene Ontology annotation, molecular function: bis(5'-adenosyl)-pentaphosphatase activity; guanosine-3',5'-bis(diphosphate) 3'-diphosphatase activity. The record is from RefSeq and is a predicted model, not a curated record. The transcript is spliced from 6 exons. Gene Ontology annotation, biological process: ribose phosphate metabolic process; nucleoside phosphate metabolic process. NCBI's taxonomy places the organism in Eukaryota, Viridiplantae, Streptophyta, Magnoliopsida, Cucurbitales, Cucurbitaceae.